ACUGCCCUGACUCAGGGCCUGAGCCUCAGACUCAAGAGUCAUGGUGGCGCUGUGCUGCACCAUGCUAGGUAGCUAGGAAUGCUUUCGGUGAGGAGACACCACACCUCAAGUGCAGUGGUUCGCAGCUCAACAUUCUCUGCUCAAAUUCUCUGCUCCCUCCCAUUCUAUUCCAAGCUGCAACUCUGGAUACAAUCGAAUUAGCUGCCAAGCUGCAUACCUACCAGCGCUCAAUAAGUAGCGUCGCACAGUUCUGUUAGGACUUUUACUCACCCUUCACUGAUUUUUGAAGGUUGCUUCGCACAGACAUGGGUCUCCUUGACAGUUUCAAGAAGUACAGCCACGGGCACUGGGACCAUGGCAAUGAAAGUCCCGGCCUGAGCUCGGAGCAGAGGCAACAAAUGGGGGCUCCUCAACAGGCUGAUGCCCAAAACGACGAGGCGGAGCGCCAGCUGCAGCGGCGCAACAGCCACGAGGGCGCAACGCAGGAGCGGGAGGCGCGCCAGGUGGUCCAGGCGGCUGCGCUGGACAUCCCCAAGCAGAAGACGUUCCAGAAGACCCUCAGCAUGCCCGCCUCGUACGGAGGGCCGUUUGGGUCGCCCUCGUCCCCCACAAGCCCCAAUGCAUCAGGCAGCCCUUCGUCAGUGUCCCCACGUGUUCGUGACAAUGUGUGGCACAGCGUUUUCCACCCUGGGCGCAACCCAUCCAUGAAGAAGGAAGGGGCGACCAAGUUCGACAACGCACAUAGCAGCGCAAAAGGCAUAUAUGACUGGAUGUACAUGGAGGAUGGUUCAACAAGGUCCAAGCACCAGUAGAGCUUGGCUACUUGUCUAACCUAAGCUUGUACAGCGCUUCUUUCUGUACAAAGGUCGAAGCAAGAAGCUUCUUGUAAUCUAUGAAGGACCUCAGCACUAACCUAGGGGGUUUCCUGUGUUUGUCCUAACUGUAAUCUGUGACAACUUUGAAAAGCUUGUUUUAGCUUCGAGGGAUGCCAGUGAGUUUUGAAGACUCAAUGGUUUCAAGUUUGGUAUCCUAGUUGACUGUCAGGAACCCUUUAGACAAAGUGAGUAGUGAGAUCGUUGCGGAAGAAGCUUAUACAUAACAUGGUGUGUGUCUGCACUUUUGUAGCAAGGGACCUUCUAGUCAAUUUGUGUAGGAGGUUAGCUGGGCGUAGCUAGCUUUGCGGAAAGUCCUGGGCAGCUAGACGUACCGUCGGGUUAGACCCCAGAAACCCGAUCAAGGUCUUGGUUUCCAAUCGGCCCAGUCAGCCUGCUUGCAGCUCAACAGGUAGCUGUGAAGCAAUAAUGACCGAGUGCAAACUCGGGAGAGUCCACAACGCUGCCUCAUUUCAUUCAUGGUCGAAAUCCUCAGCAGAAUCUUGCAUGCAUGGCCAUGCAUGGC
Messenger RNA from Klebsormidium nitens, 1398 nucleotides. Lineage: Eukaryota; Viridiplantae; Streptophyta; Klebsormidiophyceae; Klebsormidiales; Klebsormidiaceae. The record is from the annotation of a GenBank genome assembly.